Thalassophryne amazonica is the source of this 2430-nucleotide messenger RNA. It is a transcript of the gene glb1, whose product is annotated as galactosidase, beta 1. Gene Ontology annotation, biological process: carbohydrate metabolic process. The transcript is spliced from 16 exons. Gene Ontology annotation, molecular function: beta-galactosidase activity. The record is from RefSeq and is a predicted model, not a curated record. Bases 141 to 2087 code for a protein of 648 amino acids. Gene Ontology annotation, cellular component: vacuole. NCBI's taxonomy places the organism in Eukaryota, Metazoa, Chordata, Actinopteri, Batrachoidiformes, Batrachoididae.
CGCCACGUGAAUUUGUUUCCGCGUCUCCUGACCUCCUCAGACAGAGUAGUCAGCGAGAAGUAAAAGCUGAAUGGAACGAUAGGUUAUUUUAAUUUUAACAGUGUGUUUGAAAGGGGAGAGGUGUUUGGUGAAGAGUCGACAUGUUUGUGCUCAGAACGCUCCUCCUGCUGCUGCUGUGUGAAUACUCACUCGGUGCAUCUCGUUCAUUCACCAUAGACUACCAGAAUGACUGCUUUAAGAAAGAUGGCGAAGAGUUUCGUUACAUAUCAGGAAGCAUCCAUUACAGCAGAAUCCCCAGAGCCUAUUGGAAAGAUCGACUUCUCAAGAUGUACAUGGCCGGACUGAACGCCAUUCAGACGUACAUCCCUUGGAACUACCAUGAGAAGAUUCCAGGCCAGUAUAACUUUAGUGGAGACAGGGACUUGGAGUAUUUCCUUCAGCUGGCCCAUGACAUUGGUUUACUGGUAAUUCUUCGGCCCGGACCCUACAUAUGUGCAGAGUGGGACAUGGGUGGCUUGCCUGCCUGGCUUCUAAACAAGAAAGACAUUGUACUGCGGUCUUCAGAUCCAGAUUACCUUGGGGCAGUGGAUAAGUGGAUGGGGAAGUUGCUGCCCAUGAUGAGGCCUUUUCUCUACCAGAGCGGUGGUCCUAUUAUCACUGUGCAGGUAGAGAAUGAAUAUGGCAGUUACUUUGCGUGUGACUACAACUACAUGCGUCACUUGAAAAACCUAUUUCGGUCCCACUUGGGGGAGGAGGUGGUGCUUUUCACUACAGAUGGGCCGAAAGUUCACUUCCUCCAGUGUGGCUCAAUACAAGGUCUCUAUGCUACUGUUGACUUUGGGCCAGGUUCAAAUAUGACCGCUGCCUUUGAUGUACAGAGACAAGCCGAACCCCAUGGCCCUUUGGUUAACUCAGAAUUCUAUGUUGGCUGGCUGGACCACUGGGGCAAACAACACUAUGUUGUGUCUUCUACCAAAGUGGCCAUUUCGCUUAAUGCAAUCCUGGCCCAAAAGGCAAACGUCAACAUGUACAUGUUCAUAGGAGGAACAAAUUUUGGAUACUGGAAUGGUGCCAAUAGUCCAUAUUUACCACAGCCAACAAGUUACGACUAUGACGCCCCGCUAACAGAAGCAGGAGACCUCACAGAGAAAUAUUUUGUCAUUAGAGAGGUGAUCAAAAUGUAUCGGACAAUACCAGAGGGACCAGUACCUCCAACAACUCCAAAGUUUGCGUACGGACUUGUUAAAAUGAAGAAGCUCCAGACGGUGUCAGAUGCCUUAGAAAUCCUGUCUUUUUCCGGUCCUGUCAAGAGCACGUAUCCUCUGAAGUUCAUUGACCUGCAUCAGGCAUUUGGUUAUGUGCUUUACAGGACAAAGCUUCCAGUCACCUGCACCACACCGACCUCACUGUGGGUCCCUCUGGACGGGGUGCACGACCGAGCAUAUGUUUCAGUGGACGGGGUAGCAGCAGGGAUUCUUGAAAGGAACACUGUUCUAUCCAUCAAUGUAACUGGGAAGGCUGGGAGUCAGGUGGACAUAUUGGUGGAAAAUAUGGGCCGAAUCAACUAUGGAAGCCAGAUCAAUGACUUUAAGGGCUUGGUGUCCAACUUGACUCUGGGGACAGAAAUGCUCACAAAUUGGACCGUGUACAGUCUCAGUAUUGAUGCAGCAGUGAGCCACAAUCUGUUCAGCGCAACAAAACCCACACUAACAAAUACACAUCAGCCUGCUCCACCUUCUCUUCCAACCUUCUACAAGGGCACCUUCAUCAUUCCGGAUGGAAUUCCAGACCUUCCUCAGGACACUUACGUCAAACUGCCCAACUGGACAAAAGGGCAAAUUUGGAUCAACGGUUUCAACUUGGGGCGUUACUGGCCAAGUCGAGGUCCUCAGGUGACGCUUUUUGUUCCCACCACUAUCCUCAGCACAGUGGCACCAAACAAUGUGACUGUUUUAGAACUGGAAAAUGCUCCGUGCACCCCAGGACCUUGCACUGUGGAGUUUACUGCCACCCCUAUUUUGAAUGCCACAGUCAAGGAUGACGGCAUGCGGCACAGGGAGCCAUUUAUUAAAGAUGAUUUAUUGUAAUUAUGAAUUAAUUAUGUUUUGGGGGUAUUUUAUUGUUUUGUUUUCAUGACCAGAAUCAAUUUGCGCUUGUCACUGGGGCUAUGUCCCUACCAGCGCAUCUAAUGGACUAUAGUGUAUUGAAUUUCAACAGCUGACCUGAUAAAAGUGGUUAAACCAAUGCUGCAUGGUGGAUAUUUUCUGGAAAUUGUGUAUAAGUAAAAAGUCUUGAAAAGGGAAGGAAUAUAUUUUAACAAAUCAACGUUUUUGCUUUUUAAUCCAUUAUGUCAAUACUGUAUUGAGUCUGUUCCUUACUGAGGAAUUACUGAUUUUAUCUAAAAUUUCUUGCAACUGUUUUCUUACUGUU